Dicrocoelium dendriticum is the source of this 951-nucleotide messenger RNA. Lineage: Eukaryota; Metazoa; Platyhelminthes; Trematoda; Plagiorchiida; Dicrocoeliidae. The record is from the annotation of a GenBank genome assembly.
UCGAGGGCAAAUAAACUUUGCAACACCCCAUCAGAGAGAUUACGAAGUCUUCCGCGGAUGCUUUGCAGUCGUCCAGUCAGCGGAUCCCCACCCGAUGAAAGACUCUUCUGCUGUGUCAAAUGCUCCCAGCCGAUUAUUGAGACACACUUGCUCCUGGCGGACGGAGUAUACUGGCACGAGGAUUGUCUACGUUGCGCCUGCUGUGACGUACGUUUGGCGGAAUUGGAUAAAGUGUAUUACGUCAAAGCGAAGAUGCCACUUUGCCGACGAGAUUACCUCAGGCUGUGCGGAAGGACGGGAGAGUGUGUUGUGUGUGGAAGGAGAAUUCUGGCCUUUGAAUUCGUGAUGAAAAUACGCGAAGAUUUCUAUCAUUUAAACUGCUUCUGUUGCCAAAGCUGCCAGAUGAGAUUUUGCGUAGGAGACAGAUUUUACAUCCACCAGAAGACGAUUCUCUGCGAGAAGGAUUACGCGGACUCGUCGCUGUUUUCCUUUGCUUCUCUGCCACUGUACAACUCGGCGGAUGCCUUAGUUCCCAGGCGGCGCGCGCAAGUGCAUUCCGACUCAGACGGCGAUUUUCCCACAUUUAUUUCGUAUACCCCGGAUGCUAGCAACGGCAAUACCAGUAAACUGUUCGACAAUCAAUUGGACAACAUGGUGAUGAUACCGCGCCCAUCGGGUACCAUGAGAACCCACCCUAACACCCACUCUAACCUCAACGCUUCCGAUGCAACACUAAUCCGGCCCUCUUGUCCCAAUACAGUGAAGUGCCCCCAGGAUUCCGUUCUAUGCUGCAGAUCGGACGAUCAGUCGAGUGGAUAUGGUUCCCCCACUCCUCCAAGUGUCGACUUAUGAAACACACACACACAGUGUGCACCGCCGCAUGAAAUCAACGGUAAUAAGACGGAAGUCUGUUGCAUCUAAGUGCCAUUAUACGGCAGAAUGGUAAUUUUA